Messenger RNA from Lemur catta (Ring-tailed lemur), 255 nucleotides. Its product is annotated as cytochrome c oxidase subunit NDUFA4-like. The transcript has a single exon. The record is from RefSeq and is a predicted model, not a curated record. NCBI's taxonomy places the organism in Eukaryota, Metazoa, Chordata, Mammalia, Primates, Lemuridae. Bases 1 to 255 code for a protein of 84 amino acids.
AUGCUCCACCAGAUCCUUGGCCAGUCCAGGAAGCAUCGUCUGAGCUUGGUCCCUCUCUUCGUACCUGUUGGAGCCGGAGGUACAGGAGCAGCACUCUAUGCCUUGCGGCUGGCAGUGUUCAAUCCAGAUGUUAGUUGGGACAGAAAGAAUAAUAACCCAGAACCCUGCAACAAACUGGUUCCCAAGGAUCGAUGUAAGUUCUACUUAGUGAAUGUGGAUUAUAACAAACUGAAGAAAGGAGGUCCAGGCUUCUAA